Colletotrichum spaethianum is the source of this 606-nucleotide messenger RNA. RefSeq names its product secondary metabolism regulator LAE1. The record is from RefSeq and is a predicted model, not a curated record. The transcript is spliced from 2 exons. NCBI's taxonomy places the organism in Eukaryota, Fungi, Ascomycota, Sordariomycetes, Glomerellales, Glomerellaceae. Bases 1 to 606 code for a protein of 201 amino acids.
AUGCUGAUAUUCUACAGUGAGAUUGAUGACUGCACCCGUGAGUGGACAUUUGAGCCCGAGUCAUUUGACUACGUGCACAUUCGGUUCCUCGUCGGAAGCAUUGCAGACUGGCCAGCGCUGUUCAAGGAAGCCCACAGGGCUCUCAAGCCGGGCGGUUACCUUGAGAGCUUCGAGGUUUCACCCGCUAUCCUGAGUGACGACGGCACCGUGCCGGAUACCAGUGCCCUGGGCCAGUGGGGCAAGUUCUUCGAAGAGGGCGGCCGUAAGAUGGGCCGGACCUUUCGAGUCCUCGACGAGAACCUGCAGCGGACGUCAAUGGAGCAGGCUGGCUUCGAGCACAUCACCGAGUGGAAUAACAAGGCUCCUAUUGGCAAUUGGCCCAAGGAUCCGGUGAAGAAGGAGAUUGGCGAGUGGGCGCAGUUGACUCUUCUCUCCGAUAUCGAGGGCUACGUUCUCUUCAUGGCAAACGUCAUGUCUACUUGGACUCGGGAGGAGAUUCAGAUCUAUGCGGCACAGCUCCGACGUGAGAUUCGGUCCGGCAAUCUUCAUGGCUACUACCGCCAAAGAGCAGUUUGGGGACAGAAGCCUCACAAAGUUGAUGCGUAG